This is a messenger RNA of Brassica napus (rape), 1978 nucleotides long. RefSeq lists its product as uncharacterized. The record is from RefSeq and is a predicted model, not a curated record. The coding region runs from base 521 to 1699 and encodes 392 amino acids. The transcript is spliced from 4 exons. Lineage: Eukaryota; Viridiplantae; Streptophyta; Magnoliopsida; Brassicales; Brassicaceae.
CUCUCGAACCCAUCUCUCUCACGCAGUCUCUGUUCUAAAGCAAUUGACAUUUAGUUUAUCUGAUCAAAGGAUAAACAUUUUGUUUUGUUUUUCUUAGCAGAAAAAAUGGAGCUUUGAUGGUCUCUCUCACGCAGUCUCUGUUCUAAAGCAUCUCGGCUCCCUUCUCGUAAGCUUCAUCUUCUUUGAUGUUUGUAGGAUACUAGAGAGUCUGUUCUAAAACUUGAAAUGUUAUGUGAGAUUUUUAAUGUUUAGAUCUCUAAUGUCUCUUGUGUGUUGGUUUGUUGAGAAAUGUAUUCAUUUCUAAUGGCGAAAUUAUUUCUAAUGAAUUCUCACUGCUCUGUUCUCUUUUAUGUUGCAGUCUUGUGCCGGUGAGUUCUCGGAUACAACAAGUCUCGGAAACCCAUCUCUUCCUUUGAGGUUUCGGCUCCCUUUGCUUUGAGGUCUCGGCUCCCUUUGCUUUGAGAUAUACGACGAGACAACAGCAUUAGAUACAUUCGCAUUGCUAACUGAGGAUGAUGAUAUGGAUUUGUUAGAAGAGGAAGAGCUCAUGUAUCAUAUGCCAGAAGAUGUUUAUGGAGUUACAAAUCUUCCUCCUCUUCCUCGACAAAUGCUCAGAACAAACAAAGGUGGAGGUUGGCGCCGUGUUCAGCGCCUCAUGUUUGAGAGUGACAAGCAAUGUUUUGACAUCUUAAGGAUGAAUCAAGGUACUUUUAAGAAUUUGUGCUUUAUGCUUCGACAAUACUACAAACUUGAAGAAUCACAAAACGUCUAUCAUGAAGAGAGUGUGGCAAUGUUUGUUGAAAUGGUUGCACAAGAUUUAACAGUUCGAGCUUUAGCUGAGAGAUAUCAACGUUCAGUAGAUACGGUGGAUAGAAAACUAGAUCAAGUUCUCUCUGCUCUAUUAAAGCUUGUUGCAGACAUCAUUAAGCCAUCAAUAGGAGAGUUUACUACUCCAAGUCCUGUUCUAGUAAACAAUGAUAGGUACAUGCCGUUUUUUGAAGACUGCAUUGGUGCUUUGGACGGAACUCACUUACCUGUUCGUCCUCCGUCUGAUAAUCCGGAACCGUACAGAGGCAGGAAAGGAGAACUGACAAUCAAUGUUCUCGCAAUAUGCAAUCUGAAAAUGCAAUUCAUCUACGCAUACGUGGGAGUUCCUGGUAGAGCUCAUGACACGAAAGUUCUUACACAUUGUGCGACACAUGAACCCUUCUUCCCUCAUCCACCAGAUGGUAAGUACUAUCUAGUUGAUUCCGGUUAUCCAACUAGAACCAGUUAUCUAGGUCCGCAUUGUAGAACUAGGUAUCAUCUUGACCAGUUUGCUAGGGGAGGACCACCAACAAACUCUAGAGAACUGUUUAACCGGAGGCAUGCUAGUUUACGUUCUGUGAUUGAAAGAACAUUUGGUGUUUGGAAAGCGAAGUGGAGGAUUUUAGAUAGAAAACAUCCGAAGUAUGAUGUUAUAAAGUGGGUGAAGAUUGUGACAGCAACUAUGGCACUUCACAAUUUUAUUCGAGAUUCAUCUGAUGAAGACUGUGAUUUCACUUAUUGGGAAACAAUAAAUGAGUAUGAACAUCAUGGUGACCAAGCAGUAGAAGAGCUUGAGCAUACUCCAUACCUUCCAUCUGGUGAUAGAGCAAUGGAUAUUCGACGUGAUGCAAUCACUGAAAGGAUAGCAAGAGGAAGCCGACUUCCAUAUUAGCUUCACAUAUGAUCAUCAAGCAGUCACUUCCUCCAGGUUUGAGUGUUCAAGACAUUUGAAGAUCUUCUUGAAGUCAAGGGAUUAUGUUUACUAUUGUUGAGACUUGAGUUUUUAUGUCAAGAGUUUAUGUGUCAGGUUUGAGUGUUUCAGUCUUUGAAUGUUUUGAGUCAAAACUUUGAGUUUUUAUUUUGUUAUUUUAAGACUUUGAAUUUUGAGUUUAAUGUUUAUUAUUGUUACUUUAUAAUGUUAUAAACCAUGAAAAAUUGAAUUUGAUAUUUA